CUGCAAAACCAUUUUGGAGUGUCGAGCAGCGCCACCGUCAGCUGUUGAGCCACACUGGCGAUAGGUGGUGCUGUUCUUGGACAUUGAGGAGCAGGUGAUUGUGGCAUGGUGCUAUGAAUUUCUCUUCUCUGCUACACUUUCAGUCCCUUUCCAGAUGCUUCUACUUCUUUCGCCCAGCAGCAGCUCAGAGGCUUGGCCACCACUUGCGCACUCCCAAGAAUCUCACUUCCCUCCAUUUUCCUCCUGUAAAAUCCGCAAAGGGAUAUUGUAAUCUAUCCACUAGUGUUCACUCAGCAUUACCGGUACUUGUUCAUGCCAAUGGAGAUUUGCUGAUUGAUUCAGGAAAGCUUGAAGAGAAAACAGUAAAUACUAACCCUUCAAAUGGUAGAGUAAUGCUCAUUGAUGGCACAUCCAUCAUUUACAGAUCAUAUUACAAGCUUCUCGCCAAGUUACACCAUGGCCACCUGACACAUGCUGAUGGAAAUGGAGAUUGGGUGCUGACCAUAUUUACGGCGCUUUCUCUUAUAAUUGAUGUGUUAAAGUUUGUCCCUUCCCAUGUGGCGGUGGUGUUUGACCACGAUGGAGGUUCAUUUGUUCAAACUGGUGUUUCAUCCAAAGAGAGUUUUAGAGGAAAAGGCAUGAACUUUCGUCAUACUUUGUACCCCGCAUACAAGAGCAAUCGCCCCCCUACACCAGAUACCAUUGUUCAGGGACUUCAAUACUUGAAAGCAUCCCUCAAAUCUAUGUCCAUCACAGUGAUUGAGGUUCCAGGUGUGGAAGCUGAUGAUGUGAUUGGAACAUUGGCUGUUAGGAGUGUGGAUAAUGGUUACAAGGUACGGGUUGUCUCCCCAGACAAAGACUUUUUUCAGAUCUUAUCUCCUUCCUUGCGUCUUCUACGUAUUGCUCCCCGUGGCUUUGAGAUGGUUUCAUUUGGAAUGGAGGACUUUGCUAAAAAAUAUGGAACCUUGCAACCCUCUCAAUUUGUUGAUGUGAUGUCACUUGUUGGUGACAAAUGUGAUAACAUUCCAGGAGUUGAUGGAAUUGGGAACGUUCAUGCUCUGCAACUCAUAACUAAAUUUGGUUCGUUGGAGAAUUUAUUGGAGAAUGUGGAUCAAGUUGAGGAGGAACGAAUCAGAAAGGCCUUGGUAGCAGGUGCUGAUCAGGCUCUUUUGAGCAAGAACUUGGCACUAUUACGUUGUGAUCUUCCAUUCUACAUGGUACCAUUCAAUACAAACGAUCUGGCAUUUACGAAACCUGAGGAUGAUGGAGAGAAAUUCACGAGUCUCUUGACUGCCAUUAGUGCAUAUGCGGAAGGGUUUUCUGCUGAGCCAGUCAUAAGGAGAGCAUUUUACUUAUGGAACAAACUAGAAAACCAUGACCAAGUUUCCUAGUUUUGAAGUAGGACGGUCUCUGGAGAAGAGUAAGAAGCUUAGGAAACACACAUGUAGCAUAAGGCCCACCAUGGAUUUUGUUUGCACUUUGCAGUAUUUUGAUACUCUGGUGUACAAACUCAAAAUAGCAUCUGAACACGAUGGAAUGAACUGAUCGCUGAAGGUACCGAACCCGAUGUAAUCUUCGUUUAUUAAUGAAGUUACUGUGAUCA
Molecule: messenger RNA, 1603 nt
Organism: Fragaria vesca subsp. vesca
Lineage: Eukaryota; Viridiplantae; Streptophyta; Magnoliopsida; Rosales; Rosaceae
Product: DNA polymerase I, thermostable-like
Exons: 2
Coding region: 114-1391 (425 amino acids)
Biological process (GO): DNA replication, Okazaki fragment processing
Molecular function (GO): DNA binding; 5'-flap endonuclease activity
Source: RefSeq, a predicted model, not a curated record